AUGGAUUCUAGUCAAAAAAAUAUUAAUACAAGUAAUAAAUAUUCAUCAUCAACAAAUCAAGAACAUUCUUUAUCAGCACAAAUAACAUAUGAACCUGGUAGUAUAGCAUGGUGUAAAUAUAAAAAUUAUCCAUAUUGGCCCGCUAUUGUAUCAAAGAAAAUUGAUAAAUCAAUCGGUACUUUCUACAAUGUGUUUUUAUUUGGAAUAUUUCGUUCUGCAAUAACAAUUAAACCUAUAUGGUUAGAACCAUAUGAAGGUCCUGACAAAUUUCGAACAAAUAUUCAAGAAUUAAAAGUUUCUGAAGUACUUGUAAAAAUUAAACCAAGUCAAUAUGAUAUGAAAAUAGGACAAAUCGAUUUGAAAUUAUUUGAAGAAGCGAUAAAACAAGCAUCUGAAUUGGUUAAUAUUUCAAAUUUUUCUGAUAGGCUAAAACUAGCUAAAGAUAUAAUUAAACAUACAACAUGUGAUUUUUUUAAAAUUGAAUUACAUAAUGAUAAUGAAAGUGAAAAUGAAGAUGAUAAUGAUGAAACAAAUUUAAAUAUAAUUGAAAAUAAAAGUUCAACUGAAUUAUUAUCAUCGGUUGAAAACGAUCAACAAUUUAUUAAUAAAAUGAUCGAUCAUAAUAGAAAUGAUGAUGUUAAAAAUGAUGAAGAAAAAGAUAAUAAUAAAGCAAAUUUAAAUAUUAUCGAAAAAAAAAGCUCAAUUCAAUCAACAUCAUCGAUUGAAUACGAUCAACAAGUUAUUGAAACAAUGAUUGAUCAAAAUCGUCCAAAACGAAAAUUGGAUGAUAAUAGAACUCUAUCAAAUGAAAAAAAAACUCGAAUUACAAGUACAAAUGAAGUUAAACAACCAUCAGACAAUUGUGCAUCGUGGAUUUCUUUUCAACGUCCAACGGAUGAACCAAUUUUUAUGUGUCAAAAUUUUGUUUAUUAUAGUUUAACAUCAGCUGAAGCACAAUUUAUAUUAGAUGAAAUAAAAAAUUUGAAUUCCAAUUGCACAUUUUUUGAAGCUAAACAAACAGCUGAACAAAUAUAUACAAAAAUACUUCAGGGUAAUAGACCAAAUUAUGUAUUGCAUAUCAGCGAAAUAUGGUUUUAUUUAUUCGUCAUGGUACAUAUUGAUGAUUUAUUUCCAAAUCAUAUUCAUUGGUUCAAUGAUCUUGAACAAGCACAAGCAACUGAUCAUUUUUCAUCUGUACAAAAAAAAACAUUAAUUCGUCUGAUGAAAACGUAUCUUUAA
Rotaria sp. Silwood2 is the source of this 1239-nucleotide messenger RNA. NCBI's taxonomy places the organism in Eukaryota, Metazoa, Rotifera, Eurotatoria, Philodinida, Philodinidae. The record is from the annotation of a GenBank genome assembly.